ACUGCAAAAUGUGUUUACUUAUUUACAAUAUACUUUUUGUCUGUAACUGCAUGCUUUGAAUUCUGUGUUCUUCCAUUUUUAGUGUCUAAUGAAUGAUCUGUAGUGUUUAUAAUUUUGACUUGCUGUGCGUAUGAUCUGAGAGCAUGUGUGUGAUUUUGAGGACAGGUAAAAUGGUUUUAAGGCAAUAUGUUUGAUUUUGCCAGAAGAGUCAGAGGUUCUGUGAAUGUGGUGUGAAAGUGUGGUUUUGUGUUUAAGGUUUUAAGAAAGUGAGUGAUGGUUUCAAGAAAUGUGUUUUAGCAAUUCAGAAAAAAACUGUAAGUUAUUUCUAUUAGUUUUAACCUCCAUCUCAAGGUGUUUGUUUGUCUGUUUUGUUUCUUUAAGUACUGGAUUUGAACCUCUUGUCCUUUUUUCAUAACAGCAUUAAACAUGAGUGAUUCCAGAGCAGCAGAAAGAGCAGAAGUGUUAAAAAAACAUAAAUACACCAUAAAAGAAGAACUCAGACGAGGGAUUUCAGGAAGAGUGUUUCUGGUGAAGAAUCCAGAUGAAGAUUGCUUUGUGGUCAAAGAGAUCAACUACAGAGAUAAUGUGAAUUUUAAUCUAGACGCAGCCAAAAAUGAAAUCAACAUCCUGAAGGAUCUGCAGCAUGGAUAUAUCGUUGGUUACAAGGACUCCUUUGAAGAAUCUGGAUACUUCUACAUUGUGUCGGAGUACUGUGCAGGAGGAGAUCUGUACAAGAAAAUGAAAACACAAGAAAAGACACCUUUCAGAGAAGAACAGAUCAUUGACUGGUUUGUUCAGAUUUGUCUGGCUCUGCAGUAUCUCCAUGAGAAGAAUAUUCUCCACAGAGAUAUAAAACCACAGAAUGUGUUUUUGACUGAGGAAGGUUACAUCAGUCUGGGGGAUUUUGGAUGCUCAAAAGUGCUGCAAAGAGCUGAUAAAUAUGCAACAUCUGUUGUGGGUACAGAGCUCUAUGUCAGCCCAGAGAUCCGUGAAAACAGACACAAUUCAAAAAGUGACAUCUGGUCGUUGGGAUGGUUGCUUCAUGAUCUCUGCAUGCUGAAUGUGUGGUCUAACUCCAUAAAGCGUCUCUGUCUAUAUGCCAAAAGCUUGGAAGGAACCAAACCCACAAUCUCAAAUAUCUACUCUGAAGAUCUAAAGGAAUUAAUCAGACAAAUGCUGAGCCGUGACCCUCAUGAGAGACCUUCAGCUGAUGAGAUUCUGGAUAAACCAUUCCUGGAAGAUGCAGUGGAGAGAAACAGGAGGAUUCCAGAAGUCCUUCAACGAAGGUUAUUGCCUUCCAUUGAUAACUUUAAUAAGGCCUACAGUGAGCACUAUACAGACUUUGAGACUGCAGUGAAUGAGUGGAAAACAGCAACAGAUUCACUAGAGGAGAUCCACCGUAAAUGUACUGUAGGCAGGCUGUCAGGUUCAGUGAUCGGAGCCGCUGGAGGAAUCACUGCAUUAGUUGGUGUAGGUUUGUCACUGUUCACAUUUGGAGCGUCUCUGAUUGUAGCUGGUGUUGGGAUUAGUGUUGGAGUUGGAAGAGGUGUAACAAGUGCAGCAUCCGACAUUAUCAAUAAUGUCAAACAAAAUGCACUCCGUCAGAGCUUUGAAAAACUUCAGCAGGACUACAAGAAUGCAAGUGAACCGAUUCUUCAGUCACUCAGAGCACUGAGAAAGUUACUGAGAAAACUUACAAGGUUCAGUGAUUUCCAAUUACAAGGUUUCGGCAGAAUUGCUGUUCAGUCUGCCGGUGUCGGACCAGCAGUCACUGCAGCUUCAAUAUUGUUGAGUGGACUAUUAAUCAUAUCAGACAUCGCCUACAUCGUGAAAGAUUCCAUAGAGAUUCACCAGAUGAGACAGGGAAGAGUAGAUGAUCCAGAAAAGGUCCAAUCCCCUGUACUCAAAGCCAUCGCUCAGAUGAGGAAAACACAUACAGAGCUUUGCCAUGUCUUGACAGUAAUUCAAGAAACAAGAAAUGCAUUGGCCAAUGGUGGCAGAAAUUGAGUUUAAACAUAUAAAUAUGAUACGAGACGCAAGCAAAAUUCUCCUGAUUUAAAUGUGAGCUUAAAGGUAGUGUAGGUCGGAAUUUUAUUAAAACUUUUUUUCCAAAUUUGUUUAAACUUUCUAUAUAUAUCAAUGCAUAAUUAAAUCUAAGUACUCUGAGAAAAAGAGUAUAAAAAUCGAGUGACUCGACCGUUUAAUCUGCACUAAACACAGCUCAUUAUUUCAAACCGGGACGAAACAACGGAUUGGCUUAGGCGACUGUCACUCUCUCGCAACCAUGGCAACCACCCUUUUGCCACACAAGACCUGCCCACUUGCGCGUAUCCAGAUCGUACCUGUUCGCAUGCUCUUGUUUGAGCUUGAAG
Molecule: messenger RNA, 2372 nt
Organism: Pimephales promelas (fathead minnow)
Lineage: Eukaryota; Metazoa; Chordata; Actinopteri; Cypriniformes; Leuciscidae
Source: RefSeq, a predicted model, not a curated record